Daphnia pulicaria is the source of this 910-nucleotide messenger RNA. RefSeq lists its product as uncharacterized. Gene Ontology annotation, molecular function: structural constituent of chitin-based larval cuticle. The transcript has 3 exons. Gene Ontology annotation, cellular component: chitin-based extracellular matrix. The coding region runs from base 70 to 711 and encodes 213 amino acids. The record is from RefSeq and is a predicted model, not a curated record. Lineage: Eukaryota; Metazoa; Arthropoda; Branchiopoda; Diplostraca; Daphniidae.
AUAUCGUGAUUUUGAAGCGGCAGCAUCUUUUUUCUUCGCAUCCGCAUUGUAAUAAAAAUAGCGAGGAGGAUGUGUAGUUUCAAGCUGAUGGCCUUCGCGUGUUUUGUGGCGGCGGCAGCGGUGGGAGCAGAUCUCCCCGCGGGGGCGAAGAAUCCGGCAGCUCAAGAUGUUGGCAACUACACCGUUUUGUACGACGGGCCAGACGGAAGUCACCUACAGACGGGCGAACCAGGAAAAGCAGUGAAAGGAUUUUACACGCAAGUUUUCUUCGACUCUCGUGGAAGAAAGCAAAAAGUCACAUACGAAGCGGAUGCGAGAGGAUACCGCGUGACGUCCGCUGCCGUCGUGGCCACCGAAUCAGCUGCCCAAAUUCCGGUUACUACUCGUCGACCGAGAAUCAUUGAAAAGAUCGUGCCCAAACUUCAAGGAGGAGUUUUCUUCACGAAGAAAGUUAACGAAGCUCGAACGGAAUUGAGGGAACAAUCCACAAUUCGCACAACAUCAGCUGAGACCCCCCAAUCCACCAGCAAACCAAAUCCAGUUACCACCUCAAUUCCAACGUUGAAGGAAGCUGAAAAAGAGAUCAUACACUUAAAGACUGUUCCGAAAAGUCUAAUCAAAUUCAAAGAACCUAGAGCACUGCUCAACUAUGACUUUGCUUACAAUUUAGGCUACCCUUAUGUAGAUGGCAUCUACGUGUAUGCCCUUUGAAUCAUACUCUCUGGUUCGGAACAACUUAUUCCUGUUUUGAAUGUUUUUGGUCUCUUUCUGUUUUCUAACUACUGUUGACAAAAGAAAACGAUUACUCACCGGUGGGUGUCGUGAACUAGCUGUUAUCUUCUCUCUGAGUUGAAAUGUGUUGUUCCCGGUUGUUCCAAAUUUGUGUAAUACAAACACACUGAAAACUUGU